Molecule: messenger RNA, 3186 nt
Organism: Penicillium antarcticum
Lineage: Eukaryota; Fungi; Ascomycota; Eurotiomycetes; Eurotiales; Aspergillaceae
Product: MET18/MMS19 family protein
Exons: 6
Coding region: 1-3186 (1061 amino acids)
Biological process (GO): iron-sulfur cluster assembly
Cellular component (GO): cytosolic [4Fe-4S] assembly targeting complex
Source: RefSeq, a predicted model, not a curated record
AUGUCGGCUCUGCAGACCUUCAUGCUGGUCGUGGACCAUGACAAAGAAGAAGCAAAGCGAAUUGCCGAAGGAAUCGCGCAAGAUAUCGAGAACAAGAAGACGAAGUUGAUUGAUACGGUCCAAUCGCUCGGCGAAUAUAUCAACGAUGAAGACCCGAUUCUGCGCGGAAAAGCGGUGUCAUACCUUACCGCAGUUAUCCAAGCCCUCUCGCCGAAGUACCUCUCAAGACAACAGAUCCAGGUCUUGACUACAUUCUUCUGCGAUCGCAUUGAGGAUGGAGGCGCUGUUGCUGGACUGGAGGCUCUGCAGGGUCUGGACCGGUUCAAUCGGUUAUUGGCCAGCCAGGUAGCACAAGCUCUCUUUUCCAACUUCCAGGACCUCCAGUCUCGUUCGCAAUCGCAACGAUUCCAGGUUUAUCAAUUGCUUAAUGAGUUGAUGUCAACACACCGCGAGGCAAUGCGCAACAUGGGAGAUAUCUCACUCCUCGGAGUGGUCGAUAUCAUGACAGGAGAGAAGGAUCCACGGAAUCUGAUGGUCGUGUUCUCCAUCCUGAAGGUUGUUAUGGUUGAAUGGGAUAUUUCCAACCACGUUGAGACCUUGUUCGACUCAGUAUAUAACUACUUCCCGAUUACAUUCCGACCCCCGCCCAACGAUCCAUACGGAAUCACUGCACAGGAUCUCAAGGGCCGUCUCCAAGAUUGCAUCUCUUCCACUAGGUAUUUCGCACCUCACGCCAUUCCCGCAUUAUUGGACAAGCUUGAUUCCACCUCUCCCAAUGUAAAGAAAGAUGCACUUAAUACAUUGAUUGCUUGCAUUAAUUCUUAUGAUCCUGAUACAGUGUCAAAGUACUCUAUCACUAUCUGGGAGACUUUGAAGUUCGAGAUUCUUAACGCCCAAGAGGAAUUCCUAUCUGAGACUUCUCUCGAGGCUUUGAAAGCUAUCACGCAAAGGCUUUCUGAAGGAGUUACCGAGGUGUCACAAGAGCUUCCUCUUGCGCUGUAUCUCAAAGCAAUCACCAAGGAAUGCAAUGAGCAGCUUCAAGAGCCUCAAAAUAAACAAGCCAAGCCAUUCCAGCAGAUCCUCAGCUGUGUUUCUUCCGCUUCCGCUGUUUCUUUUAUUCUCAUUGUCCAGACUGUUGUUGCACCUAUUUUCACAAUUUACCAAGAGGCAGAUGGAAUCGUCAAGCAAAGGGCACUUCUCGAGACCCUCAACAUCUUGUUCGAAGCUACGACGGAUGUAUUUGGGCAAUGGACCACUCGUGGCGGUGAGAUUGCCGUCGAGAAUCCUCUGCUUGAAUUUAAGGACCAGUUCUCGGAGAUCUUCGGCCAGGCACUGAUGGGUGCAGCCAAGGAGGAGGUUUCAUUCCGGGUUACUGCUCUGAAGGGCUUCUUGCGCCUAUCGAUAUUGCGCGAUUUCUUCCAGGAGAACGAGAUCGGCCUUUUUGUCCAAUACUUAGACGAAAUUCUUCUGAAGGAGGAAUCUGUCGGUCGUAAUGAUUUGAAGAAGGAAGCAAUCGCUGCCCUUGCUGAGGUUUCCAAGCACAAGCCCCGGCUGAUCAUGGACAUCACAUUCCCUGCAUUCGUGGCGACUCUACCAGAGGAAGAUGAGGGCUUAGAUGCCUUGUAUCUGCCAACGCUCGAAACCCUUGCCCAGAUCAGCGUUGAAAGAGACAUAUUCGAGACUCUGUUCCGUCGUCUAUUCAGCAAGCUGACUAUCUUAUUACAGAAGGAGCAGCCUGGAUCAGUGGCUUAUCCUCGUGCUAUCCUGAUGACAUUGCUAUACGUGAUGCAGCAGCGAAACAUGGGACAAGACCAGAGUGUUGAUCUGUACUUUGACAAGAUUGUGGUUGGACUUUGCCGUGACGUGGCUGCAUCGUCCUCCGGUAAGGCUAAGAACCGAAUCCUUACCGAUCCUACUGUGCUCGAUACCUUGGGACGACUUUGCAACCUCCUUGUGCGGUCUGUUUCCAUUGAGAAGCAGGAACAAGUGGCAGAAAAUGUCUACAGUCUUUUCACCACCAAUGAAGACUUUGCGCCUGUGCCAUUUGCCCAAACGACCAGCGCAGACCAAGAGCGUACCUUGAUCAUCUCAACUUAUCUUCUCGCGGGACUUUCCAUGGACUGCACCAACCGAAUCCCACAGGCCAGUGACAUGUCAGCUUUGCUGUCCGAGCUGGUCAGCCGUUCCAUCUCAUCCACGGAACCAGCUACCCACCAGGCCUACCUGCGUCACUUGGCAUUGCUUGUGAAUAAGUUCUUGUCCAAGCAGGAUCUGCCAAUCGCCGAGAAACUCUUCGACUCUCUCAUUGAGAGCUCAGGCGCAGAACCUCAAACUCUCAGUCCCGCAACUAUCCGCACCAUUUUCUGGCUAUCAAAAGCUCUGGUCCUCCGCCUUGCACCCACAACAACCCACGUUCUGACAUCCCUGCUUGCCCUGAUCUCUUCUCCAGACCAGCAGACCAGCACGACCGCAGCACAAGGCUUCGCCAUCCUCCUUGGCGAAGACGACAUUAUCUCCCCGACUAAUGGUGCCACAAUCCGUCUUCUCUGCAGACAGCGCUUAUUUACAACUGUCAUCCCCUUGAUUUCGUCUCGCAUACGCGAAGUCAACAUUGCUGGCACAGAUGACUCUGCCACCGCCACAAAGGCACAAGACCACAUCAAGCCAGCCCACCUCACUGCUCUUGCUGGAAUUCUCUCCACAAUUCCAACGGCCCUAGUCAUGCCAGAACUCCCCACAUUACUUCCCCUUCUCCUACAAUCCCUCGACCUCCAGACUGCCGACUCCAUCGCUGUCCGAACAGCAACACUCGAUACUCUCGCAGUAAUCAUCCGUGACAACGGCGUUGUCGUCAUCGACCAGUGUGGCCACGUCUCAAGCCUUGUCACGAGACUCCUCAAAACAACGGCUACAAACGUCGGCCCUGGUGCUGUCAAUAGUCCCCGCCUCCGUGCGGAUGCGUUGAGAUGUCUCAACCUUCUUGCUACGCACCAAACCUCCGCUGGUGCUGAUGCUACCACCCGUGCCCCACCGUCCAUCUCGCCGCUUCUGCCAGUCAAGAACCAGGUACUCAGAUCCCUGCGUGCAGUUCUUGACGACCCCAAGCGUGAUGUGCGUAAGGCAGCAGUUGAUGCUAGAGGUGCUUGGCUGCGUGGUGUUGAUGAUGCGCCAGAGGAAGACGAUUGA